Molecule: messenger RNA, 703 nt
Organism: Protomyces lactucae-debilis
Lineage: Eukaryota; Fungi; Ascomycota; Taphrinomycetes; Taphrinales; Protomycetaceae
Product: U4/U6 x U5 tri-snRNP complex Sm snRNP core protein Smg1
Exons: 2
Coding region: 92-322 (76 amino acids)
Biological process (GO): mRNA splicing, via spliceosome; spliceosomal snRNP assembly
Cellular component (GO): U2 snRNP; catalytic step 2 spliceosome; spliceosomal tri-snRNP complex
Molecular function (GO): RNA binding
Source: RefSeq, a predicted model, not a curated record
GUCGCAACUACGCUCGACAAGUUGACAACCAAGGUCUAGAUCCAGAGUUCUAUACAGCAGCCACAGACACGGCCUCGCCCGGACCUUGACGAUGGCAAAGACCACAACGCCCGAGCUAAAAAAGUUCAUGGACAAAAAGGUAUUUGUACAGCUGAAUGGAUCGCGCAAGGUGAUUGGCACGCUUCGUGGCUACGACGUAUUCCUCAAUGUCGUUCUCGAUGAUGCGCAAGAAGAAAAGGCGGGCGGUGAAAAGGUCAGCAUAGGCCAAGUGGUCAUUCGCGGCAACAGCGUGGUUAUGCUCGAAGGUCUCGAGCGAAUGUAACCGAAUGAUUACUAGGCUGGUUUAGUCAAGUUCCAUCGUAUCCGCGGCAUCAGAAAUGCUCAUCUCGUCUGGCUCUUUCUCAGCGACAUGGCCCAUGUUUCUAGUGCCCUGCAACGACCUAGAAAUCACCUCAUCCGGGCGGCCAUUGUACAACACGAGCUGCGAGGCCUCUGGCGGACCCAUCUCUGAUAUCUUGUAUCCAGCGUCCGAUGGCAUCGCCUUUCUCCCUGCAAACAUCUUGUCGAUACCUUCUGGUAGAUUGAAGAUAUACGCUGGCUCUUGCUCCUGUUCCUCUUGUGUGAUGUCACGCAGCUCCUCCUCCAGCGAUUGUAUGACGACCGUAUGCUUGUCCUUGUCAAAGCUGGCCGGGUCACGCAUGUC